Esox lucius (northern pike) is the source of this 4413-nucleotide messenger RNA. RefSeq names its product WD repeat-containing protein 49. Gene Ontology annotation, molecular function: calcium ion binding; protein binding. NCBI's taxonomy places the organism in Eukaryota, Metazoa, Chordata, Actinopteri, Esociformes, Esocidae. The transcript is spliced from 20 exons. Bases 635 to 3691 code for a protein of 1018 amino acids. The record is from RefSeq and is a predicted model, not a curated record.
CACAGACAUCCAGACACGUAAACACCAGCCCUCUUUCAACAAGACUUCAGGAUCCUGUACAUCACCAUUUGGGAUAACUUUUGUGUUGUUGAUAUUGACUUACAUAUGGACAGUGUGGUGUAUUGGUUGCAAACUAAGAAGUUACUGUCCUUUCCCAUAUAAUCCAUGAUGGUAGGAUGACUUAUCUUGACACCCCGGUGCCUGUGCAGAUGGUGGAUGGUCUCAUCUCCAUGGUCAUCCAACUUUCUUUCCUCGCGGCUGAACUCCUGUGAUGGUUGACGCAUUGACAGACCAGGGCAUUCCACCCCUGCCUGAGAAGAAGCAGCUUUGUUUGAGAUAAUAUUGGGUUUGUCUCGAAAGACGGAGGGGGAGAGAGACAAAGAGGGAAGAGAGAGGUCUUAUAUUGGGUUGUGACGAGGUCAGUCUGUGUUUCAGCAUCCUUCACCCUGACACACUGACAAAGGAUUGGGCCCAAGGUGAUGAGGAGCCCCUCUGAGGUCAUUUGGAGGAGAUAUUGAAAUAUAUGACUGAGGUUGUUUCUAGGGCUUGAUUCAGAAGGAGUGAAAUGUCUCUGUUUAGAAGCGCUUCGCCUAUUUGAAAAAAACUGAGAGCAGAAAGGUUCAGGUGUGCAGGAAUGUGUACUGUAGGAGCCAACACUGGUCCAUGGGAGGUGUAUGAGAAAGAAACUCCCAGCAGCAGCUCUUGUGAGUCUGGACACAAUGCCUGUCUUCUGGAAGAACUGAAACUAGAACACCUCCGGUUGCUGAAGGACAAAUUUACCCAUCACACAUUCUCAGACCGGGGGUCCCGGCGAAGUUGGAGAGCUGCUCGUAAACAAGGAGGUAGAGGAAUGAGUCUGGAAGACUUCCAGAAGGCUCUGUGUGAUGUGAUUGGUCCGGAGAGCCAUCGUGGAUGGAUGGAGAGGGUCUUCAAUGAAAUUGACAUAUCGUGUGAUGGCUAUGUGGAGUGGGAGGAGCUGUCUAACUACCUGCUGCAACAGUGCAGAGAAAGAGAACAUUCGUCCAGGCUUAGAGAUGCUCUACUGGACACUGAGCCGCUCAUCAGACACUGCUCAUACAACAAGCAGGAGCCCACUAUCCGUGUAGUGGCUGUUCCUCAUCCUCCUCCCCUCCGCUAUAUCAGCGUCAGUAAGGUGGGGCUGCUCACAGUGUGGGACAGUCAACUACACAUCCACAAGACUCUUGAGCUUUCUGGAGAUCCGGCAGAAGAAGGUGUUAACAGAAGGAAGUUCAAGGGCUGGGCCACCGAUGCUGUCUACCUGCCCAACAUCCACAAGGUUGUCGUAGCAACCAGCAGCAGGGACCUCCACUUUGUUGAUGUGUCAACGGCCUGUUGCUUUGAGGACGUCCACUUGUAUGGGUUCACCAAUGUUCCAACCACUCUAAGCUCCUGGCAUGACCCUGAGUCUCCAGGGCAGUGCUCUCUCCUGCUGUGUGGUGAUGAGAGGGGGGGGGUCCAUUUGCUGCGAUUUCUGAAACCACAUACAGUGUUGUUUGAGUGCCCUUUCAGUGAUGACAAUGGCCCACAGAGGAUCUACAUGAAGGAUAUUGGUGACCACAGCCGCCUAGUCUCCUACCAACACAUCCCCGCGGUUCACCAGGAACCAAUCAACAGGAUCUUGUAUGAAGCCCACACUGACUUCAUCAUGACGUCAUCAGGAAGUGAUGCCUCCUCAGUGGUCAUAAUGAGCACGUCACCUCGGAGAACACCCAUUGUUUGGAAGAUCAAUAAGGGUGUGACGUGUUUUGACUUCAGCAGGUCUCUCAACCUGUUGGUGACUGGUGGUCUGGACCCUGCGGUUAAACUGUGGAACCGCUUCAUAACAGCUUGGCCAGUCGCUGUCCUGUCUGGUCACAGCACCACCGUACUGGAUGUGGUCAUCUACCAACCACUGAGACAGGUCUUCAGCUACUCUAAAGAUGCUGAGCUGAGAGUGUGGGACAUCUCCUCCCAUAGCUGUCUGAGGACAGUCCAUCUGCAGUUCGCCUGUUUGCACCCAGGGCGAACCCCAGUGCAUGGCAACUUCCCCUUCCUGUUGGUUGCCCCACCCUUCCCGUCCCAGACUCCGCCGCAUAUCCUGGUGUCCUGUAGAGACUACCUGGCCAGGCUAGAGCUGGAGGUGGGGGGAGGAGAAGGAAGGAGGAUACAGUGGCCUGCCGGCCCCGUCUCAUGUGUCCUCUACAACCCCACUCUGAAACAGGUCACGGGUGGUUUUGACGACUCCUCUGUAUCAGUGUGGGACGUGGAGACUGGAACUCUGUGUCUGAAGAUCAGCAGUGCUCACGGGGAGGAGCCAAUCACCUGCAUGACACUGAUAGGCUCCUCCCACAGACGACUGGUCACUGGCGCACGCAACGGAACCAUCAAGGUGUGGAACUUACUAAAUGGCCACAACCUACACAAGCUUGAGCCUGUCAGCAAUUCAGAGAUCACAGGGAUUACCUGUCUCCAUGACAACAAGCUCCUGGUUGUCGGGUGGAGCCGGAAGGUUGCUCAGUACGACAUCACGGGGGAUAAGGAUGUGUUUGUGAGGGCGGACAUGUCUUGGAAGUCAGGUCAGCAACACAGAGCUGACAUCCUGGCAAUUGACCACUGCCCUGCCCUGGGUAUCGUUGCUACGGGCAGCCACGAUGGAGAGGUCAUCGUCUGGACCCUGGACACGCAGAGACCCCUAGUCCAUUUGCAGAGGGACACAUGCUCACUGGCAGUGGCCCCUGUGGAUGUUUUGUAUUUCCUGCAGCGGAGGGUUGGAGUCCGACACACACCUCUUCUUCUCUCCUCAGAGGCAGGAGGGAUCUAUUGGUGGAGCAUCACCGGGGACACACACCCUCAGGGCCAGUUCUAUGCUCCUUGUAGAGAGGAACAGUGUGUGUUGGGACUGAGUUCAGACCUGGAGAACAGCAUUCUGGUCACAGCAGACACUGCAGGCAGUAUUCAGGUCUGGGAUAUCUCUCAAUACUUACUCAGCAUUCCACACGAGCCCCACUCCAGCCGCCCUCCUCUCCUGCACUCCUGGGGGGCCCACGAGGGGGCAGUAGUGAGCGUGGAGGUACAGGUGUACACAGAGAUGCUUUUCUUCGUCUCUGGCUCUGUGGAUGGGACCAUCAAGCUGUGGACAGGAGAGGGAGGGCUUGUGGGCACCUUUGGACAAGAACCACAUUGGAAACUCGGUGACCCAUCGUCGUACCACAUCUACAGCGACCAACAGAACGACAUGAUGGCGGAGGAAAAGGAAGGAAGGGAGGAAAGGAGUGAGAGUGAAAGAGUUCGAACAUCUGACCUUGUCAGCCGGGGUUCACCAGAGGAAUGUCAUUUUGAAGGUCCUGUAGAGGCAGAGGAAGCCCCAUCACCGGAGAACCAGACAGAACCUGUCGGCCCACAGGAGAGUCUUGCUCCGGGGCAGACUCAGCACUCUAAACUGUAUGGGAGUGUCCAGAGGAAGAUGGCAUUGAGAAGAGGGAGAAGGCAGGCGUUUGGAGACAUUGAUGUCAAUAGGAUUUUCCCCAUCGGGCGUGUGUGCAUGCCUUUUCAGGCCCUGGCCGUGCAGGACUGCCAGGACGUGUUCCUUCCUAAGGAUUUACCCAUGAGCCCCCAGAUGCAGCGUCAGACUCUGAGUUGUGUGAGUGAAGCUGGGCUUAGCUCCUUACAGCUGUCAAUCAACAGCUUAUAGCAGGAACAGGAAGUCACAAGACCAGCCUCCUCUUCUGCCUUCUCCUGUCCCUUCAACUUAUUCCCUCUUAUUCCUUCUCACAUAUUUCCCAUUUUCUCUUUCACAUCUUCCUCCUGUGAUUGAAGAAUACAGCAGAAUACAUGUACAAUGACAAAAAUAAAGGUAAAAUUACAAAUCAAGAAAAGUGAUUCCAUUGCUGAAACAUUUUAAGGUCUCUGAAGAACCAUAAAUGGGUCGGUUGAUUGAAAUACAUGAACAAAUUCUAAACCUGUAAUGUUUCGGCCAUCAGUGACCAGAAUUUAUUAGCUCUAAUAUAGGAUUUUAAGCCCCAUUAGCUAAAUUCUAAGAUAAUUUGUAGUGCCACAAACUGCAAACCGCAAGACAGGUAAGAGGAUAUCAAAAAACAAAAUAAACAUAUUAAAUAACUCAGGAACAAAAGAAAAACCAACACUAUAAAUCAAAGCGAAAGGUGUCCGCGUGGAGAGAAGUCUCCCUGAAGAAUGAGGAGUCAGGGCCAUUUCCUCAGGUCCUGGUGUGCCCACGCUGAUGUCCCUCCCAGCUCUGCCCUCUGAAACUCUACAAAGGAAAACAGGAGAAAAAGGAACACAGCAGUAGGGAUGCCACAGUUGUCAUUGAGAUUCAUUCAUUUACAAUUGGACAUCACAAUACAUAAUAAAGAGGCCCGAAACUCAUAAUUCCCAGGAUACAACAUGCCUGCAAAU